CUCCGGUUCGCUCGGUGGCGGAGGAGGCGUCAUCCUUUUCCCCUACAGGGCCGCGGGGACUGGAAGGCGGUAGCCGCAGCUGUCCACACCGGAGCAUCCGCUGUCCACACCGGAGCAUCCGCUGCCCACCAGCCGGGCACAGGCCAUCAGAGCCAAAUCCGAACUUGAAUUCUGUCUGAGCAGCUGAUUGCAGAGCUGUCUUGACGCCCUGAGGACUGGGAUCUGCAAACCCCACUGGACGGAGGUCAAGACUGGGAUCUGCAACCCCCCAGUGGACAGAGGUCGACCUACCCCGAAGGCGAGCUUUCUCAUGGAGGGCACCUGUUGCAGAGGCUGGAAGUGAAAUAAAGGCGUGCACUUGUUUCCGAGCUUAUGUUUUAUAAUCCGAAAAAUAAGGGGGGAAACUUUGAGAAGGGUGUGUGGUUAAGAUCUGAAACGUGAGUUUAACGGAUGUCUUUAAAAUUUUUUUAUUUGAGUAUAGUUGACACACAAUCACACGGAUAUCUUAUUUAUUAUCAUAAAUCUGUGAGAUUUAGACCAUUGCACUCUAUUUUGAGAGCCCAACAACAGCUCCACACACACUAUUUCACCUAGAAUUCAAAGCAGCAGUUGCCCUCCCUCCUGGAGGACUGGCCAGAGGGGAUGGAAAAGUACCCUGCUAGCAGGAAGAUACCCUUUAGCUCGAGAAAGUUGUAAUUGCCAGUCUCCUGCAGGGUAUUUUUAGGUCAGUGGGCAAAUAUAAAAUGUACUGCGGGGUGUUCAUUAAAGUGACGUGACUGCAGACCACUUCCCUGCAAUCUACUACAUUAUUGACCUUUCCCCCCCUUUUUCUUUACAGUCCCUAUUGAGAUACAAGGAAGGCAGAGCCUGGGAACAUUGGGGAUUCCUCCUACAGAUUAGGCUUUUCUAAAAAGCCUGAGCAUCUUGUUAUAUUCAGAUAGACAACCGUCAUCCGUCAUGGCUAGCAUCAUUGCACGUGUGGGUAAUAGCCGGCGGCAAAACACACCCUUGCCACCUUGGGCCCAUUCAACUUUGAGGUCCUUGGGGAGGAGUCUUGGUCCUUUAAGGGUCCACAUGGCAGAAAGAAAUGUGAAGCUCUUCUCCGGGAGAGUGGUGCCAGCCCAAGGGGAAGAAACCUUUGAAAACUGGCUGAUCCAAGUCAAUGGGGUCCUGCCCGAUUGGAACAUGUCUGAGGAGGAAAAGCUCAAGCGCUUGAUGAAAACCCUUAGGGGCCCAGCCCAGGAAGUCAUGCGUUUGCUCCAGGCCGCCAACCCCAAUCUAAGUGUGGCUGAUUUCCUACAGGCGAUGAAACUGGUGUUUGGGGAGUCAGAAAGCAGUGUCACCGCCCAUGGUAAAUUUUUUAACACUUUGCAGGCACAAGGGGAGAAAGCCUCCCUUUAUGUGAUCCGUUUAGAAGUGCAGCUCCAAAAUACUAUUCAGGCAGGGAUCAUAGGUCAGAAAGAUGCAAACCAGACUCACCUGCACCAGCUCCUUUUAGGAGCUGAGCUAAAUAGGGACCUGCACUUUAGGCUGAAACAUCUUCUCAGGAUGUAUGCAAAUGAUCAGGAGCAUCUUCCUAAUUUCUUGGAGUUAAUCAAGAUGAUAAGGGAAGAAGAGGAUUGGAAUGACACUUUUAUGAAACCGAAACAGCCCAAAAGGUCUGAGCUAAUCUUAGAGAGGGCAGCAAGCCCUGUAGCAUUUCAGGGCCCCCAGCCAAUAGCAACCAGCAGCACCAACUGCAACGUGAUAGAGGUAGAUGAUACCCUUGAUGACUCAGAUGAGGAUGUGAUCCUGGUGGAGUCUCAGGACCCUCUACUUACAUCCGUCGAUGCCCCGCCCCUCAGAGGCAGGGCCAGACCUCUCGAUCCAAUACUGGUCACUGAUUCCUCCAACAGUUCCCGGGCUCAAUCUCCCACCAGUGAGGGUUCUGGGUAUAAGAAUAAUGGUCCUGGGGAUACGCGUAGAGCCAGGAAGCGAAACUACACAAUCUUCUGUUCUUAUUGUGGUGAGGAGGGCCACUCAAAGGAAACCUGUAAGAGUGAGAGCAACAAGGCCCAGGUGAUAGAGAAUCUGAUCAUCACCCUGCAGAAGCUGACACAUAUAGAGGAGAGGUCAAAAGAGAUUCCUGGUGAACACAAUGACCUCUCUGGGCCUCUAGUAAGGUGCUAGAAUGAGCCCUAAGUGAACCCUUAACUGUAUUCAGAUGGGAAAAAGAGCAGGGGUGGGAGUAGAUUUCUAUCUGCAUUAAUUAAUCCACAAAGUGGCUUUAUUGUGGGCAGAAGAGGUCUUGGAUAUCACCAAAGUGGAGGGGAUAGCCUGAACUCUGUCCCUGCUCCCUCCUCUGUCUGCCUAAGGGUCUAUUCUGUGUGUGUGUCUGAUUCCUUGAUGACUAUUCUUUUUAUGAAAGGAGUAGAACUCUGUUAAACCUUCACAAAAUGAAGGAAAAUACAAAUUACCCAAAACUCUUCAUCCUUAUAUAAACAUUGUCAGUCCUUUGAUGAAUGCCCUUCUAGGUAUUUCCCUGUAACUGUGUACCCAGAUAGAUAUAUGUAUAGAAAAGUGAACAAAUAAAAGUGCUGUUCUAUA
Messenger RNA from Zalophus californianus (California sea lion), 2586 nucleotides. It is a transcript of the gene ZCCHC18, whose product is annotated as zinc finger CCHC-type containing 18. The record is from RefSeq and is a predicted model, not a curated record. NCBI's taxonomy places the organism in Eukaryota, Metazoa, Chordata, Mammalia, Carnivora, Otariidae. Gene Ontology annotation, molecular function: zinc ion binding; nucleic acid binding. Bases 958 to 2169 code for a protein of 403 amino acids. The transcript is spliced from 3 exons. Gene Ontology annotation, cellular component: nucleus.